AAACGGAACAUGCAGAAGAGGAACUAAUUCAUUUGUACUUUCUUCCUCCUCAUCUUCAAGCUUCUCCAGCUACCAGGGGCUGUGAAUUCUUCCAAUUGUCAAGUAACCAAAAAAGCAAGCAGCUUGAAGGUUUCAGAGCAGAGGGAAAGAAAAAGCUCUGGUUUUGUUGAUUGCCUUGAUCGAAUGGAAGUCGUUGGAGGUAUUAUGGCUGCGAGCCUUCGGCGAACUGGCUCGGCAUGGCGGAGCGCCAGUAAUAGGGAUGUCUUCUCUAGGUCUUCGAGGGAUGAGGAUGAUGAAGAGGCUCUCAAGUGGGCAGCACUCGAAAAGCUUCCCACUUAUGACCGAAUCCGCAAGGGAAUUCUCUCUGGUUCACAGGGGGGUAGAGAAGUGAACAUUGCGGAGCUUGGUUUGACUGAAAGGAAUAUGCUGAUGGAGAGACUUGUCAGAAUUGCAGAUGAAGAUAACGAGAAGUUUCUGAAAAAACUCAAGAAUAGAUUGGAUAGAGUUGGAAUUGAGAAUCCAACCAUUGAGGUGAGGUUUGAGAACUUGGAAAUCCAUGCAGAUGCUUUUGUAGGGAACAGAGGAGUUCCUAAUAUACUGAAUUUCUUCACCAAUAAGAUUGAGGCGCUACUGAACGCAUUACAUAUACUGCCAAGUAGAAAGGUGCCUCUCGCAAUCCUUCAUGGUAUCAGUGGAAUCAUUAAACCAAACAGAAUGACCUUGCUUUUAGGCCCCCCAUCUUCAGGGAAAACCACUCUGCUUCUGGCUCUAGCGGGGAAGCUAAGUAAAGAACUAAAGAUUUCUGGUAGUGUGGCUUAUAAUGGCCACGGUUUGGAUGAAUUUGUGCCCCAAAGAACCUCAGCUUAUAUUAGUCAACAUGACCUGCACAUUGGAGAGAUGACGGUCAGAGAAACAUUGGCUUUCUCUGCAAAAUGUCAGGGUGUUGGAACCCGAUAUGAAAUGUUAUCAGAGCUGUCAAGAAGGGAAAAGGCAGCAAACAUUAAGCCAGAUCCUGAUAUUGAUAUGUAUAUGAAGGCUACGACUUUGGAAGGGCAGGAAAUUGUUAUCACGAACUACAUCUUGAAGAUAUUAGGAUUGGAUAUCUGUGCUGAUACUAUGGUAGGGGAUCAAAUGAUACGGGGAAUAUCAGGAGGGCAGAAGAAAAGGGUAACUACAGGUGAGAUGCUUGUAGGACCAGCGAGAGCACUAUUUAUGGAUGAGAUAUCCACUGGUUUGGAUAGCUCAACUACCUUCUCAAUAGUGAGUUCACUGAGGCAGUCCAUUCACAUCCUUGGUGGGACUGCCCUGAUAGCAUUGCUUCAACCAGCACCUGAGACUUAUGACCUCUUUGAUGACAUUCUUCUAAUCUCAGAAGGCCAAAUAGUUUACCAGGGCCCUCGAGAAAAUGUGGUCGAGUUCUUCGAAUCUAUGGGCUUCAGAUGUCCUGAAAGAAAAGGUGUUGCAGAUUUCCUGCAAGAGGUUACAUCAAAGAAAGACCAAAGACAAUACUGGUCGCGACCAGAUGAACCAUACAGAUUUGUCUCUGUUAAUGAAUUCUCCAACGCAUUUCUUUCCUUCCAUGUCGGAAGAAGACUGGAGCAGGAACUUCAUACCCCAUAUGACAAGAGCAAGAACCACCCUGCUGCUCUGACUACAACAAGAUAUGGAGUUGGCAAUAAGGAUUUGCUGAAGGCUUGCUUGGAGAGAGAGUAUUUGUUAAUGAAGAGGAACUCAUUUGUUUACAUCUUCAAACUGUUCCAGCUUAUCAUGGUAGCUUCAAUAGCGAUGACAGUGUUCCUGCGGACCAAGAUGCACCAUCGUGAUAUUGAUGAUGGAACAAUCUAUAUGGGUGCUAUUUUUAUUGGAAUUAUGACUCAUCUGUUCAAUGGAUUUGCGGAACUAGCCAUGAGCAUUGCAAAGCUUCCUGUUUUUUACAAACAAAGAGAUCUCUUAUUCUUUCCAGCAUGGGCUUAUGCUUUGCCUACAUGGAUUCUUAAGAUUCCAAUUUCUUUUCUGGAAUGUGCCGUCUAUACUGGCUUGAGUUAUUAUGUGAUUGGUUUUGAUCCAAAUGUGCAAAGGUUCUUUAGGCAGUUUUUGCUAUUCUCUUUGGUUAGUCAAAUGGCCUCCGGGCUUUUCCGAGUUGUCGCGGCACUUGGCAGAGAAAUGACAGUUGCAAACUCUUUUGGUUCCUUUGCCCAGCUGGUGGUGAUAGUCCUUGGUGGAUUUAUCAUAUCUAGAAAAAGCAUCAAGGAUUUCUGGAUCUGGGGUUACUGGUUAUCACCUCUUAUGUAUGCUCAGAACGCCCUAUCAGUAAAUGAAUUUCUUGGGCACAAAUGGAAAUUUAUUCCUGCUGAUUCGACUAGCAACAAAACAUUAGGAGUCCAAAUUAUUGAAGGCAGAGGCUUAUUUGCUGAAUCAAAAUGGGUCUGGAUAGGUGUGGGAGCUUUGAUUGGCUAUGUUUUGGUCUUCAAUGUUGUAUACACUGCUGCUCUUACCUUUCUGGAUCCAAUAGGGAAAGGUCAGGCAGUCAUAUCUGAGGACACUCUGAAUGAGAAAGAGUCUAACAGAACUGGAGCGGUUGUCGAGCUCUCAUCUAGAGGAAGAAGUUCUCGUGGAUCUCGAGCUGGAGAAGAUCGGAGUCAGAGAGGAGGGGCAGAAAUCAACACAGCAGAUGAUCCUAACAGGAAGCGUGGAAUGGUUCUUCCAUUUGAACCUCUGUCAUUAACUUUUGACGAUGUAAAGUAUUCAGUGGACAUGCCAGCGGAAAUGAGAUCACAGGGAGUUCAAGAGGAUCGCUUGUUGCUCCUUAAAGGCGUCAGUGGGGCUUUCAGGCCAGGGGUUCUCACUGCAUUGAUGGGAGUCAGUGGUGCUGGUAAGACAACUCUAAUGGAUGUGCUUGCUGGGAGAAAGACCGGUGGAUAUAUCGAUGGAGAUAUUAGGAUCUCUGGCUACCCAAAGAAUCAAGAAACUUUCGCUCGAAUAUCAGGAUAUUGUGAACAGAAUGACAUCCACUCGCCUAAUGUGACUGUCUAUGAAUCUCUUGUCUACUCUGCAUGGCUUCGAUUGCCAGGUGAAGUAGAUGCUAAUGCCAGAAAGAUGUUUGUCAACGAGGUGAUGGAACUCGUCGAACUAAACACCUUGCGGAACUCAUUGGUUGGAUUGCCUGGAGUUAAUGGGUUGUCUACUGAACAACGGAAGCGACUGACAAUUGCGGUGGAGCUUGUAGCGAAUCCUUCUAUAAUAUUCAUGGAUGAACCGACCUCUGGACUAGAUGCCCGGGCCGCUGCAAUUGUGAUGAGAACUGUUAGGAACACAGUUGACACUGGCAGAACAGUGGUUUGCACAAUUCAUCAACCAAGCAUUGAUAUUUUUGAAGCAUUUGAUGAGCUUUUCCUAAUGAAACGUGGUGGAGAGGAGAUAUAUGUUGGCCCACUUGGGCGUAAUUCAUCUGAACUCAUUAGAUACUUUGAGGCUGUUAAUGGAGUAAGCAAGAUAAAGGAUGGUUACAAUCCUGCAACAUGGAUGCUGGAAGUGACAAACUUGGCUCAAGAAGAAAACUUGGGAGUUAAUUUUGCUGAAAUAUACAAGAAUUCUGAUCUUUAUAGGAGGAACAAAGCCUUGAUUAGCGAGCUAAGCACCCCUGCCCCUGGAUCAAAUGACCUUUACUUCCCCACAAAAUUUUCACAGCCUUUCUUCUCUCAGUGCCUUGCUUGCUUUUGGAAACAAUACAAGUCAUACUGGCGCAAUCCAUCAUAUGGCGCCAUACGAAUGUUCUUCACCACAGUUAUAGCCUUUAUAUUCGGCACCAUCUUCUGGCGACUCGGCUCGAAAACGAGCACACAAGGAGAGCUCUUCAAUGCUAUGGGUUCCAUGUACAGCGCUGUUAUGUUCAUUGGAGUGCAGAAUUCACAAACUGUACAGCCAGUAGUGGAUGUUGAAAGGACAGUAUUCUACAGAGAGAAGGCAGCAGGAAUGUAUUCUCCUCUACCAUACGCAUUUGCUCAGGUUGCUAUUGAAAUUCCAUAUACAUUGUUCCAAUCCAUUUUGUAUGGGGUUUUAGUGUACAGCAUGAUAAAUUUUGACUGGACUGCAGUCAAAUUCUUUUGGUACCUAUUUUUCACGUUCUGCACUUUCCUCUACUUCACGUUUUAUGGAAUGAUGGCAGUGUCAUUGACUCCAAACUCAGACAUAGCUGCAGUAGUUGCUACUGCAUUUUAUGCCAUAUGGAAUCUCUUUGCAGGAUUUGUUAUUCCACGCCCAAGGAUUCCAAUUUGGUGGCGAUGGUACUUCUGGGGAUGUCCAGUUUCAUGGACUUUAUAUGGCCUACUCGCUUCUCAGUUUGGUGAUAUAGAGACAGUGAUGACUGAUAUAAAAAAGCCAGUGAAGGAAUAUGUUAGGGAACACUUUGGUUAUAAGCACAGCUUCUUGGGGGCUGUUGCUGCGGCUGAAAUUGGCUUCCCUUUGCUUUUUGCUGUUGUUUUCGCAUUUGCGAUAAAGACUUUGAACUUCCAGAGGAGAUGAUGAUGUCUUGAAGGGCUACAUGAGAUGAUUCAUGACGUCGGUCUCCAAACAUUCCAGCAACUUAACUAGAAUUUCUAUCAAGGGCCAGCUUUUUGGCUUCUUUUCUUCUUCGCUGUAAACUUAUUUGGUUCUUCCCUGUAUUAGAAUGUAUCAUAUUUUUCAUUUCUAGAUCACCUUUGUUUGUAUGAUGUAACAAAUGAGAAAUUUAUUUCUUCUAUUUCUUUUUUUCAUUUAGACCUUGUACCCUUUAUGCCAUUGUAUUGUAUAAUGUCCUACUGAGUA
This is a messenger RNA of Dendrobium catenatum, 4803 nucleotides long. Its product is annotated as ABC transporter G family member 39. The record is from RefSeq and is a predicted model, not a curated record. Gene Ontology annotation, cellular component: membrane. Gene Ontology annotation, molecular function: ABC-type transporter activity; ATP binding; ATP hydrolysis activity. The transcript is spliced from 23 exons. The coding region runs from base 184 to 4521 and encodes 1445 amino acids. Lineage: Eukaryota; Viridiplantae; Streptophyta; Magnoliopsida; Asparagales; Orchidaceae.